AUGUCCUUUUUGAGGUUUGCACCAGGGAUUGCUAAUGAUAAGAAAGGAAAGAUAGAGAAGUUUGUUGAUGGCCUUCAUCUUACUAUCAGGCCAAUUGUGGCUACCUCAGAACUGAUAGAGUAUGCAAAAGCAGUGCGAAAGGCCUUAGUGGUUGAAGCUGAAAGUAAAGACAGCAAAGCUAUCAGGGGGUCCUAUAAGCACAACAGAGGCAUGAGUGCCAUCUCCGAGGGUCAAUCACAUAAGAAACAGAAGAAUGAACAGUCAGGGUUCAGGGGACAACAGUCAGCUAGAUCCGCACCCACAACUUCAAUGUCUAUGGGAUCUUUUAGGUCAGAUGUGUGUUUCAAGUGCAAGCAACCCGGGCAUUACAAGGCACAGUGUCUACAUAUUUAUAUGGCGUCGGGACGAUGUUUUGGGUGUAGUCAGCAGGGCCACAAGGUGAGAAAUUGUCCACAGCGAGGCAUUGGUUCAGGCAGGGGUGGAGGUUCACAGCAAAGGCAGACACAGUCUGCCACAGGUCGUGUGUUUGUAGUCACUCCAGCUGAUCCAUCUUCCAGUCCUUCAGUGGUCAGGGGUAUAUUUCUUAUGUCCCAUUAUUGGGCACGAGUGUUGUUUGAUUCUGGUGCUUCCUAUGCAUUCAUUACUUCAUCAUUUGCACGGGCAUUGGGGUUAGAGGUCAGUCAGUUAGACAGACCACUUUAUGUUGACACGCUUGUUGAGGGUUCAGUUGCUCUUAGUAGAGUUUUUUGGAGUUGUUCCAUCACGAUUGCCGGACGUGUGCUUGAGUUAAAUCUCAUCCUUCUCGAGAUGACAGGGUUUGACGUCAUUCUUGGUAUGGACUGGUUGUCUUCCUUCAGAGCUGUUAUUGACUGUUUCAGGGGUAGAGUGUCAAUUUGUACCCUGGAUGGGGAUUGCUUCUGUUUUGUGGGGGAUUGUGUGAUUCUCUUUAGAGGUCGGGAUCAACAAGAGUUCUUCUUGGCUAGCCUUUUCGCCGAUGAUGAUGUUGAGUUUUAUGGGGUUGAUUAUCCAGAAGUUGUACGUGAUUUUCUGGAUGUGUUUCCAGAGGACUUGACAGAGUUGCCUCUACACAGAGAGGUAGAGUUUGCUAUUGAUUUGAUGCUGGGUACUGUGCCAAUCUCUAUGGCACUGUAUCGUAUGGCACCGAUUGAAUUGGAAGAAUUGAAAAAGUAA
This is a messenger RNA of Cornus florida, 1191 nucleotides long. RefSeq lists its product as uncharacterized. Lineage: Eukaryota; Viridiplantae; Streptophyta; Magnoliopsida; Cornales; Cornaceae. Gene Ontology annotation, molecular function: zinc ion binding; nucleic acid binding. The coding region runs from base 1 to 1191 and encodes 396 amino acids. The transcript is spliced from 2 exons. The record is from RefSeq and is a predicted model, not a curated record.